CGAGCGUACAUGAUAUACGACGUUUCGACCCGGUAACCCACAUCAGAACUAUUCGCUUUACAAACAUUUACGCGACUAUCGUUAAUAAGUCGGGAAACAGUGUAAAAUUAAUUUUUGUCUAUACUAGAAAUGUGCGUGAGCCAUAUUGAAAUGGUACCCGCGGUAGUUAGUCUUGUUGCAAAUAAGGGAAGGGAUACUUAUUCUGGAUUGAUCCAGGAAUUUGCAUGCUUCAAGUGCAAACACCUUUCGGCGUCCGAGCCAGAAGUUGAAGAUUCCGAAAUAUGGAAGAGCGCAAGGCAUGGAAAAACCAUCAGAUCUCCUUCGCCACACAAUGCUUUCAAAAGAUGGCGCAAAGCAAAUCAGAAUAAACACCAAGAUAUCAACGGAGCUAAACGCUGCUUAGAUAGUUUUAAAAACGAAGAAGAAAUGUCAUUGUUAAAAUUUUUGGCAAUUAAUGCAUUAGAUCUCAGUCUACCAGCCAGUCCAGUUUUACUUAAAACGCGCAGCAGCAAUUGGUUCCAGCUCAGCGGCCAUCCGGACAGUUUGGCACCGGCAGGUCCGGGAACCGUUUGGAAGAAAAGAUCUUCAAAUUCCGAUGAUACUGAGAGAAUGGUUUAUGAAGAUCUGUUACAAGAUCCAGCCCUCAAAGAUAUCAUUCCAAAGUACUACCGAGAAGUUGAAUACCAGGGUGAAUUGUUCAUAGAACUUCAGGAUCUCUUACAAGGAUUUCAGGAUCCUUACGUUGUCGACAUCAAAAUGGGCACUAGAACCUUCCUAGAAUCUGAAGUACGUAAAACUGUAGCCCGACCUGACCUUUAUCAAAAAAUGGUAGCUAUAGACCCAGAAGCACCAACCGAAGAGGAGCAUCGUCAAAAAGCUGUCACCAAGCUUCGUUACAUGCAAUUCAGAGAGCUUCAAUCGUCCACUUGCAGCCAAGGCUUUAGGAUUGAAGCCAUGAAAUGCAGAGGUUCGCCUCCAGUGACUGAUUUGAAAAAAGUUAAAUCUUUCGAAGAAGUUACUAAUACAAUGGACAUGUUCUUAGGAGGUAGAGAGGAUGUGAGACAAAGACUGUUGGCACGCCUAUGCGAUAUUAGGAGUAGAAUUGAGCAAUCAGAAUAUUUUAAAACUCAUGAAGUGAUUGGAAGCAGCUUGUUCAUCAUAUACGAUGACACCAAAGUAGGCGUGUGGUUGAUUGAUUUCGCCAAAACCAAUAAAUUACCAGAUGGAAAGACUGUUAAUCAUAGGACACCUUGGGUGCAAGGAAACUAUGAAGAGGGACUUUUGUAUGGAUUUGAUCGACUUAUAACGAUUAUCGACAGCUUUAAGGAUCCCCUCGGAAAUAAUCAAAAGGACUCGUUUACGAAAACCUUGCCAGCAGUCAGUGUUAAGUCUUGAACUACUGGAACAAUUUUCUAUGGAGUGUAUGCUUCGUAAAACCCUGUACAUGUGAAAAUGUUUGGGGUCUAUGACUUGUUAUUGUUCUCUGCUCGAGGCUUGAUUGUAUAUUUUGAUGUGUUGCCUGAAUGGGCCUUUGUAUUUUAAAAGUAUUAUUUUUGUAUAUAGUUUUUGCAUGUCAUCACGUGUUCAGGUAUGAACAAGCGUGAAACUUUUGUAUAUUAUUCGGUUCUACGAUCUUAAGCUUUUUUCAAGUGACUGUUGUCUCAUUGUUGAUCUGGUUCUUAUUUUUAUUGCUUCCUAUGGAUAGACUCACUAAAUCCUCUAGUCAACGUUCUUAAAAUUUAGUUUAUUAUUAAUUUAUAAUGAUGUUUAGGAAGUAGGUAUUCGCCAGGGCCGAGUUCAGAAAUAACGCACAGGGUGCGAGUGCGAUUUUAUGGGUGUGCCUGAAUUGACAAUUGGCCAUUGGGCCCAUAGCACCGUCUAGCAUUUUUGAACAGCUAGGGCGUCGCACCGGUGUCACACUCACACUGGGUGUGUCAUUCCUGAACUCGCCCCAGUUAAAUCAAAUUUGCUGCUGCUGGAUUCUUUGUAAAUAUUUAUUCGAUUAAUUAGAGUUUUGUACUUGUAAAAUUAAUUACCAAUCAUUAUUAUGUACUUAUUUAAAUAAAAUAAUGUUUAUUGUAUAAUUA
Ceutorhynchus assimilis (cabbage seed weevil) is the source of this 2087-nucleotide messenger RNA. The record is from the annotation of a GenBank genome assembly. NCBI's taxonomy places the organism in Eukaryota, Metazoa, Arthropoda, Insecta, Coleoptera, Curculionidae.